UCACCGUGCCAUGGAAAAGCUGGCAGCCAAAGUUCGGCCUCUGCGGGCCUCAAGAGAGCCCUGCGCUCCAGCGGGGCUGGGACAAGAGGAUGCCCAGGCAGCAGCAGGAGCCUUAAGUGAGUCCCGACGGGAACAGGAGCAACCCCCUUCCUCUGGUGGGGAAGCCUCGGGGGGGUCACCUCCCAAAUCGCCACCGCCAGGUCCCAAACACACAGCACACAGCUGCAGCUUUUUGGCGUUUUCCCUCCGGACAGCGGAAGAUAAGGAUUAGCUGAGCUUACAAAAGCAGCUCGAGGCGCGCGUAGCAGCAGGGAAGUAUUUCCAUCCCAUACAACACGGGGGGCAGGGAGAGGCAGCUGGGGAGGCUCGCACCGGGACACGCUGCUCCCCCUGCCCUUGCACCUCCUGGUCCCGUGGGAGAUGGCCCCGCGGGGCCGGGCGGGCUCCGCAUCCCUGCCCACGGCCGCGGCACCGGGGAGAGCUUUGGCGUCCUGCCCGGGCAGCGCUGCUGUGCCUCUGAAGCUUGCCUGGGAAGAUAACAGAGGCGAAAGGGUGCUUGGCGCGUCUCCGCAGGCUCGGGUCAAUCGUUAAUCGGGGAGGGAUUGCUCUCCACUCUUGCAGGUAACCUCUCCUCCCCCCUGCUCCCACCCACACGCGGGGCCCGCACAAAACUGGCGCCCAGGGGAGCGGGGCGAAGGCACGGCACGGGGAGAGCAGCCGCCAGCAGGGCCAUGGGAAGGUAAGCGUGCGGCAGGCAGAGGCGACGCCCGGCCCCACCAUGGUGUCCAUGGGGCUCCAGCUGGUGGGCUACGCCAUCGCCUUCCUGGGCUACGUGGGCACGCUGACGACCACGCUGCUGCCCAGCUGGAAGAUCAGCUCCUACAUCGGCUCCAGCAUCGUGACGGCCGUGAGCUUCACCAAGGGGCUGUGGAUGGAGUGCGCCACGUACAGCACGGGCAUCACGCAGUGCGACAUCUACAGCUCCAUGCUCAACCUGCCCUCCGACGUGCAGGCGGCCCAGGCCCUGAUGCACCAAGUACGAGAUGGGGGAGGCUCUUUACUUGGGCAUCAUCUCCUCCUUGCUCUCCCUCGUCGGCGGCUUCAUCCUCUGCGCCUCCUGCCCUUCGCGGGACUCGCCGGUCACCUACUCGAACGCCUACCCGUCCCGGCUGCUGGCGAGCAAGAGCCCCCGGCCCUCCGUCAGCCCGACGCAGAAGACCAAGAGCGAGUUCAACUCCUACAACCUGACAGGAUACGUGUAGCGGCGGCGGGGCCCCUGCCUGGCUCCUCUCCCAGCUCCCCCGAACGCCUGGGCUGGCAGCGAGGGAAGGCGGCGAGAGGAGAGGACGCGGCGGCGCCUCCCCUGCUCAGCCCUCUCCUUCAUGCGUGCGUGCUUGGGGGUUUGACUCUCUGACUCUGGUCACCUUGACUGCUCGGAAACCCCAGCUGGCAGCGAAGGACCCCGAAUCUGGCUUCUGUUCCCACCUCGGUGCCGCCAGCCCACAGGAGCUGGCCCCGUGGGCCGGCUGGAAGCGCACCCACGGCUGCAGCCCCCAGCCCCAGCAGGGGCAGCCACCCCGCGCCCCCGGGGCUCAGCCGCUGGCCACGGAGGGGUUGUGGGGGGAUCAGGGCACCCCCAGGGGCCCUGAGUCACUGCGGGAGGCGGGUGGGGGUGCAGUGCUGAUUGCAAACUGAUGUCGCAAUAAAUCUGUGUUUGU
Cygnus atratus (black swan) is the source of this 1718-nucleotide messenger RNA. RefSeq names its product claudin 2 (gene CLDN2). The record is from RefSeq and is a predicted model, not a curated record. Gene Ontology annotation, cellular component: bicellular tight junction; plasma membrane. Bases 779 to 1414 code for a protein of 211 amino acids. Gene Ontology annotation, molecular function: structural molecule activity. The transcript is spliced from 2 exons. Gene Ontology annotation, biological process: bicellular tight junction assembly; calcium-independent cell-cell adhesion. Lineage: Eukaryota; Metazoa; Chordata; Aves; Anseriformes; Anatidae.